GGCUGCCAGAAUGGCUCCCGUUGAGUGUGCAGCACCAGCGUGUGUCAUGUCUUGGCUGCGUUUCUGGGGCCCAUGGCCCCUCCUUACGUGGCAACUAUUGCAUUUCCUAGUCAAGGAGGCUCAGCCUCUGGUGCGGGUCAACGACCCGCUCCAGCUGACCUCUAACCCCAUGGGGCCACCUGAGCCCUGGUCUUCCCGCUCCUCCCAUCUCCCGUGGGAAUCUCCCCAUGCACCUGCCCCUAGCAGCCCCGGGGACUUUGAAUACCUGGGGCCCUCUGCUUCUUUGCAGAUGUCAUCCCUGCCCCAGGAAUCGACUGAAAAUUUGGCUCCAUUCCUGGACACCGAUUCAGCUGGAGAGCUGCCCCUGGGACCAGAGCAGUUCUCGGCUGCCCAGCAGGAUUUAUAUGACAAGCUGACUCCACAAGAAAGGCUCCCAGAGAUGGUUCCACUGCUGGAUGGGGAUCAGAACCAGACCCCAGUUCAGCUUCCUCGCCUCAAAAAUAAGCUUCAAACUGCAGAUCUAGAUCGGGCUGCAGGUCAUCAGGCAGAUGAUAUACUUGUUCCACUAGAGAGUAAGGUUUCAAAACCAACCAAAUUUGUGGUUUCGCCCAAGAACCUGAAGAAACAUCUAGCUGAGCGUUGGAGCCUUGCUGAGAUUACUGGGAUUCCACACCAAUUAUCCAAACCUCAGCGUCAGAAACAGACUUUUCAGGAUGAAUAUUCCAGUAUGGACACACUGUAUCCUGGCAGCCUGCCUCCAGAACUCCGGGUGAACGCAGAUGAGCCUCCAGGGCCACCUGAGCAAGUUGGACUUUCUCAGUUCCAUCGAGAGCCCGAAACUCAAAAUCCAGAGACCCUGGAAGACAUCCAGUCCUCUUCACUCCAGGAAGAAGCCCCAGCACAGCUUCCACAGCUCCCUCAGGAGGUAGAACCUUCAACCCAGCAGGAGUCCCCAGCUCUGCCUCCAGAGUCCUCUAUGGAGAGUCUAGCUCAAACUCCACUGAAUCAUGAAGUGACAGUUCAACCUCCAGGUGAGGAUCAAGCUCAUUAUAACUUGCCCAACAUUACCAUUAAACCUGCAGAUGUGGAGGUUACCAUGACAUCAGAGCCCAAAAAUGAGGCAGAAUCUUCCCAAGCCCAGAAGGAGGCCCCAAAUCAGCCUCCAGAGGAGGUGGAACCUUCUGCAACCCAACAGGAGGCCCCAACUGAGCCGCCAGGUCCUCCCAUGGAGCCUGAACUUUCCCCCAGUGAGCAGGAGCAGCCAGCUCAGCCUUCUGAGUCUUCUGGGGAGGUUGAAUCUUCUCCAGCCCAGCAGGAGGCCCCAACUCUAGAUCCCCCUAAGGAGGCAGAACCUUCUCCAGUCCAGCAAGGGUUCCCAGCUGAGCCACCAGAGCCCCCUAAGGAAGUAGAACAUUCAAGGCAGCAAAUGGUCCCAGUUCAGCUUCCAGAGCCACCUAAGGAAUUUGCUGCUCAACCUCCAGCUCAUUAUGAGGUGACAGUCCCAACACCAGGCCAGGAUCCAGCUCAGCAUUCAACAUUGCCCAGUGUCACUGUUCAACCUUUGGACCUGGGACUUACCAUCAUUCUAGAAUCCACGACAGAGGUUGAACUUUCUCCAACCAUGCAGGAGACCCCAACUCAGCCUCCUAAGAAAGUUGUACCCCAACUUGAAAUAUAUCAAGAGGUAACAAUUCCAACACCAGGUCAGGAUCGAGCUCAGCAUCCAAUGUCACCCGUUCAACCUUUGGACCUGGGACUUACCGUCACUGCAGAACCCACUAUGGAUGUUGAACAUUCUACACCCCUGAAGAGGACUAUAGUUCCUCCAAAGCACCUUAAGCUGACAAUUCCACAUCCAGACCAGAUUCAGACUCAGCAUUCACACCUGACUGAAGCCACAGUUCAACCUCUGGACCUGGAGCUUAGCAUAACUACAGAGCCUACUACAGAGGUUAAACCAUCUCCAACCACGCAGGAAACCUCAGCUCAGCCUCCAGACCCGGGACUUGCCAUAACUCCAGAACCCACUACAGAGAUUGGACAUUCCACAGUCCUGGAGACUACAGCUCCUCAUCCAGACCAGGUUCAGACUCUGCAUCGAAGCCUGACUGAGGUCACAGGUCCACCUACAAAGUUAGAAUCUUUGCAGGAUUCAUUGGUGCAGUCUGAAACUGCACCAGAGGAACAGAAGGCCUCCACAAGCACCAACAUAUGUGAGCUCUGUACCUGCGGAGAUGAGACUCUGUCAUGUGUUGAUCUCAGCCCAAAGCAGAGGCUCCACCAAGUGCCUGUGCCAGAGCCCAACACCUACAAUGGCAUCUUCACCACCUUAAAUUUCCAAGGAAACUAUAUUUCAUACAUUGAUGGAAAUGUAUGGAAAGCAUACAGUUGGACCGAGAAACUAAUUCUCAGUGAAAAUUAUUUGACUGAAUUACAUAACGAUUCAUUUGAAGGCCUGCUAUCCCUCCAGUAUUUAGAUUUAUCCUGCAAUAAAAUACAGUAUAUUGAAAGACGUACAUUUGAAUCACUACCAUUUUUGCAGUAUAUAAAUCUGGGCUGCAAUUUAAUUACGGAACUGAGCCACGGAACAUUUCAGGCCUGGCACGGAAUGCAGUUUUUACACAACUUAAUUCUCAAUCGCAAUCCUCUGACUGCUGUCGAAGAUCCAUAUCUCUUUGAACUGCCGGCAUUAAAAUAUCUAGACAUGGGAACAACGCACAUCACACUUACAACGCUCAAGAACAUUCUCACGAUGACUGUUGAACUGGAAAAACUGUAAGUUAUUUUUUUCUUAGAUUUAUUUUUACUUAGUUGUUUUUUUAGGUUUGUUUUAUUAUUUUCUUAAGUCAGGUUUAUUGAGAUAUAAUUUUCAUAUAACAUUCACCCUUUAUAAGUGUAUAGUUUGAUGAGUUUUGACAAAUGUAUAGUUACAUAACCACCACCACAUUCCCAGUAUAAAGCAUUUCUGUCACCUCAGAAAGCCCCCUCAUUUCCCUUUGUAGGCAAUCCCUUCCUCCCACCAUCAGCCCCUGUUAGCUACUAAUCUGAUUUCUGUUCCUAUAGUUUUGUCUUUUUCAGAAUGUCUUAUAAAUGAAAUCAUGUAGGAUGCAGCCUCUUGUGUUUGACUUCCUU
Molecule: messenger RNA, 3132 nt
Organism: Nomascus leucogenys (northern white-cheeked gibbon)
Lineage: Eukaryota; Metazoa; Chordata; Mammalia; Primates; Hylobatidae
Product: leucine-rich repeat-containing protein 37A-like
Molecular function (GO): protein binding
Source: RefSeq, a predicted model, not a curated record